Messenger RNA from Linum tenue, 1656 nucleotides. The record is from the annotation of a GenBank genome assembly. NCBI's taxonomy places the organism in Eukaryota, Viridiplantae, Streptophyta, Magnoliopsida, Malpighiales, Linaceae.
AUGGCUCUGGCCCUUCUCUCCGCCGUGGCCGCCUAUUUGCUCUGGUGGAAGGUCGUGUCGAGUCAACUGACGGGUCCACGUGUCUGGCCCCUACUGGGCAGCCUCCCGGGCCUGAUCGCCAACUCCGACAGAAUGCACGACUGGAUCGCAGACAACCUCGCCGCCGCCGGCGGAACGUACCAGACCUGCAUCGCCGCAAUCCCUUUCUUGGCCCGGAAGCAAGGCCUCGUGACCGUCACGUGCGACCCAAGGAACGUGGAGCACAUCCUGAAAUCCCGCUUCGACAACUACCCCAAGGGCCCCACCUGGCAGUCCGUCUUCCACGACCUCCUCGGGGAAGGCAUCUUCAACUCCGACGGCGACACGUGGCGGUUCCAGCGCAAGACCGCUGCGCUGGAGUUCACCACCCGGACCCUCCGACAGGCCAUGGCCAGGUGGGUCAACCGGGCCAUCAAGACCCGCUUCUGCCCCAUCCUCGAGUCGGCUCGACUCCGAGUCGAGCCGGUCGACCUCCAGGACCUGCUCCUCCGGCUCACUUUCGACAACAUCUGCGGCCUGGCCUUCGGGAAGGACCCGCUCACCCUGUCACCCGAACUCCCCGAUAACGGCUUCGCCGUGUCCUUCGACCGAGCCACCGAAGCCACGCUCCAGCGGUUCAUCGUGCCCGAGCUCGUCUGGCAGCUCAGGAAGAGGCUCCGGCUCGGGAUGGAGCCCACCAUGAGCCGGAGCCUCCAACACAUCGACAGCUACCUGUCCGACAUCAUCAACACACGCAAGCUCGAGCUUGCAGGAGGACGGUUUGAGAACGAUGUAAACCCACACGACGAUUUGUUGUCACGGUUCAUGAAGAAGAAAGAAUCCUGCUCCGACAAAUUCCUCCAACGCGUGACGUUGAAUUUCAUCAUAGCUGGACGCGACACGUCGUCCAACGCGCUGAGCUGGUUCUUCUGGCUGGUGAUUCAGAACCCCGUAGUGGAGGGAAAAAUCCUCGCCGAGAUCUGCACCGUCCUGAUGGAGACACGUGGCGAGCUGUCGCCCGAUUGGCUCGACGACCCACUAGGGUUCGAGGAAGUUGACCGAUUGAUGUACCUCAAGGCGGCACUAUCCGAGACGCUGAGGCUGUACCCCUCGGUGCCGGAGGACUCGAAGCACGCGGCCGCCGACGACGUGCUGCCGACCGGAGAUUGCGUCCCGGCGGGGUCGUCGGUGACCUACUCGAUCUACUCCAUGGGCCGGAUGAAGUUCAUAUGGGGAGAUGACUGUCUGGAGUUCAAGCCGGAGAGAUGGAUGUCGUCGGACGGCACCAAAUUCGAGGCAAAGGAUGCGUACAAGUUCGCGGCGUUCAAUGCGGGGCCCAGGAUCUGUCUGGGGAAGGACCUGGCGUAUUUGCAGAUGAAGUCGAUUGCGGCGGCGGUGCUUCUCCGACACCGACUGACGGUGGUCCCGGGACACCGCGUGGAGCAGAAGAUGUCGUUGACUCUGUUCAUGAAGUAUGGGCUGAUGGUGGAGGUUGGGCCGAGGGACCUUAGGCCCAUCGUGGAGAAGGUGAAGGCGGUGGAAGGCAGCCCGCCUAUUAAUGGGGAAGUUGCCCUUGCUAAGGGCAAUGGUCACGAGGGGUGUAGGACUGAUCAUCGAUUGGCGGCCGCGGUUGCUUGA